Lactuca sativa (garden lettuce) is the source of this 3919-nucleotide messenger RNA. Its product is annotated as protein TOPLESS. NCBI's taxonomy places the organism in Eukaryota, Viridiplantae, Streptophyta, Magnoliopsida, Asterales, Asteraceae. Gene Ontology annotation, molecular function: protein binding. Gene Ontology annotation, biological process: regulation of DNA-templated transcription. The record is from RefSeq and is a predicted model, not a curated record.
ACGAUAGGGUAGAGAGAGAGAGAGAGAAGACCGAUGAAGAGAGAGAAACACACAUACGUGUAUGUAUAUAUAUAAACAUAUAUAGAUAGAUAUAGAUAUGCGUAUAUAUAUGGAGAGAGAGACUCUGUCUGUAUUCUUCUACCUCGACCUCCCCGUUUCUUCAUCUCUGUUCUACCGUCGAUCUUGUUAAGAUCUGCUUAGUUAGAAGUUAGAACCCUAAUUUUCAAUCUCGCCGAUUUGGGGACGGCGGAGCUGCAAUGUCGUCUCUAAGUAGAGAGCUCGUGUUCUUGAUCUUACAGUUUCUCGAUGAAGAAAAGUUUAAGGAGACUGUUCACAAGCUGGAACAAGAAUCAGGAUUUUUCUUUAACAUGAAGUACUUUGAAGAUGAGGUGCAGAAUGGAAAUUGGGAUGACGUUGAGAAGUACCUUUCGGGUUUUACAAAAGUGGAUGAUAAUCGUUACUCAAUGAAGAUCUUUUUCGAAAUCAGGAAGCAAAAGUAUCUUGAAGCAUUAGACAAGCAUGAUCGAUCAAAGGCUGUUGAAAUCCUAGUAAAGGAUCUUAAAGUCUUUGCUUCAUUUAACGAAGAGCUUUUCAAGGAGAUAACUCAAUUAUUGACACUGGAGAAUUUUAGGGAAAAUGAGCAGUUAUCUAAAUACGGUGAUACAAAAUCAGCUCGAGCUAUAAUGUUGGUGGAGCUCAAGAAACUUAUUGAAGCAAAUCCUUUGUUUCGUGACAAAUUACAGUUCCCAAAUCUUAAAAAUUCAAGGUUACGGACUCUAAUCAACCAAAGCUUAAAUUGGCAACAUCAACUUUGUAAAAACCCUAGGCCAAAUCCCGAUAUCAAAACCUUAUUUGUGGAUCAUUCAUGUGGACAACCGAAUGGUGCUCGUGCUCCAUCACCUGCAAAUAAUCCAUUGCUUGGCCCACUACCUAAAGCUGGUGGUUUUCCUCCUUUGGGUGCACAUGGGCCUUUUCAACCUACACCGGGUCCCGUUCCAACCCCGCUUGCUGGUUGGAUGUCUAACCCUCCGGCGGUUGCUCAUCCGAGUGUUUCCGGUAGUGCAAUUGGUCUCGGUGGGCCAUCUAUGCCAGCUGCUUUGAAGCAUCCGAGGACCCCACCGACAAAUCCUAGCUUAGAUUUCCCUUCUGGGGAUUCAGAUCAUAUGAGCAAAAGAACAAGGCCCAUGGGCAUAAAUGAAGAGGUGAAUUUGCCAAUUAAUGUGUUGCCCGUUUCAUUCCCGGGGCAUAGUAGUAGUCAUAGUCAAGCUUUUAAUGCACCUGAUGAUCUGCCCAAGACAGUUGCCCGGACUCUUAACCAGGGUUCAUCUCCUAUGAGCAUGGAUUUUCAUCCGAUUCAACAAACUUUACUCUUAGUUGGGACAAAUGUGGGAGAUAUAGGAUUAUGGGAAGUUGGUUCGAGGGACAAAUUGGUUCUUAGAAAUUUCAAAGUUUGGGAUCUUGGUGCUUGUUCAAUGCCUAUGCAGGCUGCUCUUGUAAAAGAUCCUGGCGUCUCUGUGAACCGUGUAAUUUGGAGUCCGGAUGGUUCUUUGUUUGGAGUUGCAUAUUCACGCCAUAUUGUACAAAUAUAUUCAUAUCACGGGGGAGAUGAUGUGAGACAGCAUCUCGAGAUUGAUGCUCAUAUUGGUGGAGUAAACGAUCUUGCAUUCUCCCAUCCCAAUAAGCAGCUUUGCGUGAUAACAUGUGGGGAUGAUAAGACCAUUAAGGUAUGGGAUGCUGCAACUGGUGCACGACAAUACACUUUUGAAGGCCAUGAUGCUCCUGUAUAUUCCGUAUGCCCUCACUAUAAAGAGAACAUUCAGUUUAUAUUUUCAACAGCUCUUGAUGGGAAGAUAAAAGCUUGGUUAUAUGAUAACAUGGGAUCCCGAGUUGAUUAUGAAGCUCCUGGUCGUUGGUGCACAACAAUGGCAUAUAGUGCUGAUGGAACAAGACUUUUUUCAUGUGGAACAAGCAAAGAUGGGGAAUCACAUAUUGUAGAAUGGAAUGAAAGUGAAGGAGCUGUAAAAAGAACGUAUCUAGGGUUCCGAAAACGUUCUCUUGGUGUAGUGCAAUUUGAUACAACAAAAAACCGAUUUUUAGCAGCUGGUGAUGAUUUCUCAAUCAAAUACUGGGAUAUGGACAACACACAGCUUUUGAUGAGUGUUGAUGCUGACGGGGGUCUUCCGGCAAGCCCACGUAUCCGAUUUAACAAAGAUGGUGCUCUGUUGGCUGUUUCUUCAAACGAAAAUGGAAUCAAAAUUUUGGCAAAUUCUGAUGGCCUUCGAUUGCUUCGCACUUUUGAGAAUCUUUCUUAUGAUGCUGCUUCAAGAACACCAGAAGCCCCAAAGCCUGCCAUAAAUACAAUAUCUGCUGCUGCUGCCGCUGCGGCUGCCGCCACUAGUGCCGGAUUAGCAGAAAGGGUGGGCUCCGUUGGGUCUAUUUCUGGGGUGAAUGGAGAUACAAGAAACAUGCCGGAUGUGAAACCAAGAAUUACUGAAGAAUCAAAUGAUAAGUCAAAGAUUUGGAAGCUCACUGAGAUAAGUGAAUCUUCUCAGUGUCGAUCAUUGAAGCUUCCAGAAAACAUGAGAGUAACAAAGAUAUCAAGAUUGAUAUAUACGAAUUCGGGAAAUGCCAUUUUGGCAUUAGCAUCAAAUGCGAUUCAUUUAUUAUGGAAAUGGCAACGUAAUGAACGUAACUCAAGUGGCAAGGCAACAGCUGGGAUUUCACCACAAUUAUGGCAACCUUCAAGUGGGAUUUUAAUGACGAAUGACGUGGCAGACAUGAACCCUGAAGAAUCCGUGUCCUGUUUUGCUUUAUCGAAAAACGAUUCUUAUGUAAUGUCAGCAUCAGGAGGAAAGAUUUCAUUAUUCAACAUGAUGACGUUCAAGACGAUGACAACAUUCAUGGCCCCACCACCUGCAGCAACGUUUCUUGCUUUCCAUCCUCAAGAUAACAACAUUAUUGCUAUUGGAAUGGAUGAUUCCACAAUCCAAAUCUACAACGUUCGUGUGGAUGAGGUGAAAAGCAAACUUAAAGGUCACUCAAAAAGAAUCACGGGGCUUGCUUUCUCUCAUGUGCUCAAUGUCCUUGUAUCAUCUGGUGCAGAUUCACAGCUAUGUGUAUGGAGUUCAGAUGGCUGGGAAAAACAAAAAGCAAAAUACUUGCCACUCCCGCAAGGUAGGACAACAGCAGCACAAUCAGAUACACGGGUUCAGUUUCAUCAUGAUCAAGUCCAUUUUCUUGUUGUCCAUGAGACUCAGCUGGCUAUAUACGAAACAUCAAAACUAGAAUGUGUGAAACAGUGGGUCCAACGUGAAUCUUCAGCACCAAUAUCACACGCGACAUUUUCAUGUGAUAGUCAACUCAUAUACGCAUGUUUCUUGGAUGCAACCGUGUGUGUUUUCACCGCCUCUCACCUACGCUUACGCUGUCGCAUCAAUCCUUCCGUUUAUCUUUCCCCAAGCAUUCUCAGCAAUCUAAAUGUGCAUCCGAUGGUGAUUGCGGCACACCCACAAGAACCAAAUCAGUUUGCAUUGGGUCUUUCGGAUGGUGUGGUUCAUGUAUUUGAGCCGCUUGAAUCAGAAGGCAAAUGGGGGGUGCCACCGCCGGCUGAAAACGGAUCAACGAGCAAUGUGGCGGCGUCUUCGCCUGUCGGGGGUUCGGGGUCGGAACAAGGGCCGAGAUGACGGGGUGGUUUUGUGGCAAAAUGAGCUCUUUUAAACGCUUGUUUUGCUGGGAUUGGGAAAGGUUUAGGUUAUGUUGGUGGUGUGAUUGACAUGGGGAAUUGUAGAUCUAACUUCUUGUGUGUAAGGUAAAUGCUGCUAGGAAGUUUGUAAUGGUGAAAAAUGUUGUUUAUUUUGUUUUUUCCACGAUAACGUUGUUUCGGUACCUGGUAAAACUGAAUGAAAAGAUGUUGAAUUAA